Messenger RNA from Achroia grisella, 1111 nucleotides. Its product is annotated as RNA-binding protein 48. The record is from RefSeq and is a predicted model, not a curated record. Gene Ontology annotation, cellular component: nucleoplasm. Gene Ontology annotation, molecular function: nucleic acid binding. The transcript has 2 exons. Lineage: Eukaryota; Metazoa; Arthropoda; Insecta; Lepidoptera; Pyralidae. Bases 215 to 1108 code for a protein of 297 amino acids.
UUUUCAUAACUUUUUUUAUUUCUGCCACAAGAAUAAUAAAUACAUUGUUUUAAUUUAUAACUUUUAAUACUUUACGUAUAUUAAUUUGUAAUAUUAAGCAGUAGUAAAGUAUAUUCAUAUUAUAUGAUUAAACAAUACACAUAGUUUAGUCUAUACAGUUUAGAACAGCUUCUACAAAGAAUAACUGGUUGAAGUUUUCGACCAACAUCAAAAGAUGACCACAGAGACUGAGAAAAAAACACUAUUAUCACAUCAUGUACAGCAGAAAUUGUGUACUACGCGGUUGCCUUACAGGCAAGGCAGAAAAUUGACUGCUGUGAAGGUAUACACUAUAAACAAUGAAUCCAAUCAUCUUCUAAUAUUCGGUGUACCAUCUCUAAAUCUACGUCAAGAGACCAAAUCAUUGUUUGCCAAGUUUGGGAAACUUCUACAAUUCAAUAUAACCUCACACGAGUCCGAGCAGUUCACUGAGACAUAUCACGCCAAAUACGAACAAAUACAGUCUGCCAGAGUAGCAAAACGCAUGCUCGACACCAAAAACUUCUACGGCGGAUCAUUACAUGUGUGUUAUGCACCAGAACUUGAAGAUAUUAACGAAACGAAACACAAAUUGAUGCAACGAAAACAGAAUGUGUUAUUCAGAUUGAGAAAUAUGAAUAAUGAUGUUGUCGUUGAGAAGAAUAAGGUGGAAAUUGACAAUGAAAAGGUAUAUUGUAAUAAAAUUGUACUGAACAUGGGAGAAGUUAAUACAAUAAAUAUGUCCAACGAACCUGUUGUGACUAAGAAAAGAAAAAUUAAACAGAAUAUUACUAUAGAGAAACAUUUUAAACCGUGUUUUGUUAACGAAAACAGAGACAACGAUAGCAGUACAACAAAAGUUAGAAACAAUGAUAAUGAAUGCAGUUAUAGUAAUGAUAGAAAUGAAAUUAAUGAAAACAGUGGUAAUGAUAAUAUAGAAAUAGUUGAUUGCACUUCCAUAGACAAUGAAAUUGUGUCGAAUAUAGAUGAAGGUUUGAGUUAUAAGAAGUUUGGUAAUGAAGUCAUUAGAAAAGUACCUGUGAAACCGUUAAAUGUAAUUAAAUUUAAUGUUACUAGUAAAAAGUCAUGAACU